Messenger RNA from Cladocopium goreaui, 582 nucleotides. Lineage: Eukaryota; Dinophyceae; Suessiales; Symbiodiniaceae. The record is from the annotation of a GenBank genome assembly.
AUGCCUAGGCUCAAGAGCAAUGGGUACUACAAUGUUUCUUGGAAGGUGCUUGACUCUCGUCAGAUAGGAGGCCUCCCGCAACGUCGGCAGCGUCUUUGGAUCAUCGGCGUGAGGAAGGAUGUUGGCAAGUUCAAAUGGCCUAAGCCGCUUCGUGGAUGGCGGGACAUCAAGCUAUCAAACUUUUUGGGAAGGAAAAACUUGGAUUAUGAGUUCCCGACAUCAAGAAGCGGCAAGAAGCGUUUGGUGGCUGGUAUUGAAACAUUGGUUCAAGAUGGUCAUUCUUUGGAUGACACGUGGGUCAUUGAUACUGGUGCUAGUGAACAGUUUUCUGGCCAUCCCGCUCAUGAACUGUGCCCAUGCCUUACUCGAACGCGUGGUGGAUGCCCAUCAUUUUGGAUCACCAGUCACAAGCGAUUCUUGAAUCUACGGGAGAAAGCAAUUGUCAUGGGCUGGGAUCCAUCUACUUUGAUGCCUGAGAGCCUUUCAAGCUGUGAACUGGGACAAGCGUUAGGAAAUGCAUGGCCCCUGACUGUUAGCGCGAGGCUUGUUGGACAAUUGAAACGCCUGUUCAAAUGGAACUAG